UCUUUGUUUGUUGUGAUGGAGAGCUCAAAGAAUGGGGAAACAUGUCCUCAACUUCUCCACUUGAUACCUCAAGAAAGAGAGUGGCAUUUGAAGAGAAAAGAUGAUGAAACUCGUCUUUCAUCAGAAGAGAAGAAGCUGGAACUGAGGCUUGGUCCCCCAGGUGACGAAAAUAACUGGUCCACCAAAAAAAACAGGGAAAGAGAUGAGCAUGUGAUCUCACUCGGGUACUUGUCUUCAAUGAACAGAAAACAAGCACAUAAGUUUCCAUCUCCAGAGGACCACAACCACCACCACCACCCGGUUGGGUCAGUUUUGUCCCCAUCAUGGACCAAAAACCACCAUCAACAGCUGACAAACCCUCUAUUUCUCCCGUUACCAUCAACACCCCGACAGAGCUCGCCUGUUAUGGCAAAGGAAUCAUCACAACCCUGCACUAAAGUGGUAAACAUUCAGAAUGCAGAGAAAAAACCAUUUUCACCUACUGAAAAUGCAGCUGGUUCUCCCAACACUUCUCAGAAAAGAACUGCUCCUGGUCCAGUAGUGGGUUGGCCUCCAAUUCGCUCCUUUAGGAAAAAUCUUGCAAGCAGCAUCUCUUCAAAACCAGUUGCUGAACCACCACACAAGGCUGCUAAUGAGAAAAAAGCUGCUGAACCGAAUGCCAAAUUUGUGAAAAUCAACAUGGAUGGAGUUCCCAUAGGAAGGAAAGUCGAUCUCAAAGCUUAUGACAGCUACGACAAACUGUCUGCAGCUGUUGAUGAACUAUUCAGAGGCCUCCUUGCGGCUCAAAGAGAUUCCUGUGGUGGUGGAAAAGUGAAGAAGGUGGAGGAGGAGAAAGCAAUCACGGGUUUAUUGGAUGGAAGUGGGGAAUAUACACUUGUUUACGAGGAUAACGAAGGAGACAGGAUGCUUGUUGGGGAUGUCCCGUGGCACAUGUUUGUGUCAACGGUGCAGAGGCUGCGCGUGCUGAAGAGCUCGGAGCUUUCUGCCCUUAGCCUUAUCAAAGUCGAGCUUAAUCAAACAUCGAGGACAAAAUAUAUUUUUCAAAACAAAAACAAGGUUGAAGGGUCAUUAUCAUUAGGAGCUGCCUAACUUUGGGCCCAAAAU
Messenger RNA from Hibiscus syriacus, 1104 nucleotides. Its product is annotated as auxin-responsive protein IAA18-like. The record is from RefSeq and is a predicted model, not a curated record. The transcript has 5 exons. Lineage: Eukaryota; Viridiplantae; Streptophyta; Magnoliopsida; Malvales; Malvaceae. Gene Ontology annotation, molecular function: protein binding. Gene Ontology annotation, biological process: regulation of DNA-templated transcription. Gene Ontology annotation, cellular component: nucleus. Bases 16 to 1089 code for a protein of 357 amino acids.